Molecule: messenger RNA, 714 nt
Organism: Aureobasidium pullulans EXF-150
Lineage: Eukaryota; Fungi; Ascomycota; Dothideomycetes; Dothideales; Saccotheciaceae
Exons: 2
Coding region: 126-692 (188 amino acids)
Biological process (GO): maturation of SSU-rRNA from tricistronic rRNA transcript (SSU-rRNA, 5.8S rRNA, LSU-rRNA)
Cellular component (GO): 90S preribosome; preribosome, small subunit precursor; nucleolus
Source: RefSeq, a predicted model, not a curated record
UGUCGCAUCGCAACUUCCACAAUACCUUGCCGCAUCGCUCCUUCCUGAUUUCAGUCGCUCAAACACUCAAACAUCGCAUCCCUCACAUCAAAAUGGCCCCAACAUCAGGCAAAAAACGCACCACCAUGCGCGCCAAAGUCGCCGCAGCCACCCGCCCCGCAACAACAUCCCCUAACAUCACCACAUCUUCCUCUCACACAAAAGCCGGAAAGCGCGCCCUCAAACACGACACCCUCAUCUCCCGCAUCGAGAAGUCCCAAAAGAAACCUUUGAAACGACGUCGUCCGGGGAAGAAGUUAAACACCGCGUUGGACUCGCUGGCGGACGCAUUGCCAGAGUUGGAAGAAGAGGGCAGUGGAGAUGAAUGGGAGGGGAUAGAUGAGGAUGGUGACGCACAAGAUACAAUGUUAGGGGCAUUGCGCAAACAAGUGCGUAUGAGAAAGGCUAAACCGGUGGAUGGGAAGAUGAAAUUGAAGACGUUGAAGAGCAGGCCUGGUGCUUUGAAGAGGAAGCAGAAGAUGGAGGAGAGUGAGAAGGAGCGGUUUGGGAGGAAUUUGGCUAGUAUGAGUGUUCAGCCUGCUGCGGGUGCUGCCGCUGCUGGUCAGACGGAUGGGUCGGCGAACAGGUGGGCUGCGUUGAGGGGGUUUAUCGGGCAGACUUUGGAGCAGAAUCCUGGGUUCAAGAAGGCUUGAGAUUAUGAGAAUGAUGGAUGAG